CCGGAAGUUCUGCUAUCCAUGUGGUCACAGCAAAAUGGUGAAGCACAAGAAAAAGUUUGAGAGUGGUGCAGCUACGGCAUAUGUGUCUAGAAACCGGGCACUGAAAAAAUUACAGCUGUCAUUACCAGAUUUUAGGCGACUAUGCAUCUUAAAGGGCAUUUACCCCCAUGAACCCAGGCAUAAGAAGAAGGUGGGGAAGGGCAGCACAGCCCCUAAAACCUACUAUUUUUACAAGGACAUACAGUUCAUGGCACAUGAACCUAUCAUACAAAAGUUUAGAGCAUUUAAGGUAGGUGNACAUGAAAACCACAUUGGUAAUGGUAAUGAUCCAACCAAGGAAGAGGUAAUGGAACAGUUGGUUCAGCUGCAGAUAGACCCAGCCAAGCAUCAUGAGGUGCCCAGAACAGAUAAUCCAACACACAACACACAACGCAGUCCUUCCAUGCAUGCCAUGCACAACAGGACCAGGAAGUAUGGAGAUGCUUGUGAGUAUAAACAAAUUAUCACUGCCUAUUUACAAUAA
Molecule: messenger RNA, 523 nt
Organism: Lingula anatina
Lineage: Eukaryota; Metazoa; Brachiopoda; Lingulata; Lingulida; Lingulidae
Product: pescadillo homolog
Biological process (GO): ribosome biogenesis; maturation of LSU-rRNA from tricistronic rRNA transcript (SSU-rRNA, 5.8S rRNA, LSU-rRNA)
Cellular component (GO): PeBoW complex; nucleolus
Molecular function (GO): RNA binding
Source: RefSeq, a predicted model, not a curated record